Molecule: messenger RNA, 1174 nt
Organism: Pogonomyrmex barbatus (red harvester ant)
Lineage: Eukaryota; Metazoa; Arthropoda; Insecta; Hymenoptera; Formicidae
Source: RefSeq, a predicted model, not a curated record
UGAUAUAUAAUAAAAUAUGACAAAAAUAUGCAAAGAAACGAAAAAUCGCAUUUGCUGAAUGUUGCACAAUACUCGACUUGAGAGCGCGUCUUGGCUUAGUUGCAAAAAACGAAUGUAUACAUGUCAUUUCUUACGGUACUAAAAUAAAAUAAGUGUUUCAGUAUCGUUAACGGAGCGUGUACAUCAAGUUCCUGUGAUUUUCGUUCUCGUAACAAAGAUAUGUAUUAUAUGAUAUCUGAAUAACUGUUAAUCAAAAUUUUAAUUGCAUCUCAAAAAAUAAUUAAAAUAUACUAGUAACAAAAGUUGGAUUAAGUGGAAUUUUAACACAGCAAUAGCAAUGUCUUUAAGUGGAACUGAUAUAAAAGCAGAGUCACAAUGAUAAUUGAGACUAUUCGUACAGUUUAAUCCUAACAGUGCACAUCAAGUUCGGAGAUUCGUGCAAAAAAAAUCAUAACGAUGGCCUGGCUGAAAAUCUUAUUUUACAGUUUAUGUACUAUAAUAGUUGUUAUUGCACAAUAUACAGACGACUCCGAGUACGAUUUUGAUUUUUACAAAGAUUUAUCGACGGAUCGCUCGAAAAAUUUCGAUAAUGAAUACAAUGAUGCGCAAGAUAAUUUUUACAUUGCAAACGGUUUCGAUGACACAGAAAAUCAAGAUGGCUCAUAUUCCGAUUCAAAUUUUGCCUUAGAGAACAGCAUCAGUUCCUUUAAAAAGGAUCCCCACGAUAAGCAGUUUGAUUGGUACAAAUUGCCCAAGAAAGUUUACAGUUAUACCAAAUACCGAAUUCCCGGGUACGACUAUGACGAAUUCGAUUACAUGCGUUCUAGAGAUAUUUCGGAGUGCGACGAUAAAUCAGUGUGGACGCAUUGUCUAUGCCAAUUUACGUGCUCGAAACCAGACGUUGUAGACUGCUACACUCCAUGUAGAAGCGGAUGCGAAUGCAAGGAGGAGUAUGUUUUCGACGAGAAAGCACAGAGAUGUCUAUUACCCGAAGAAUGUUCGGAAGAAGACAAUUAUAAUUACUAGACAUAAUGUCAACAUGUAUGUUAUCAUCUUCGCGCGCUCUUUAUCAACAAUCUUCGUGAAACCACUCUUUUUCGCGUUCGUGGGAAUCAAUUGAUAGCAAUUUAUUGUUUUUCUCACUGAAUUUUAUGAAAAUAAGAUUGAUCUCGGU